Molecule: messenger RNA, 1595 nt
Organism: Silurus meridionalis
Lineage: Eukaryota; Metazoa; Chordata; Actinopteri; Siluriformes; Siluridae
Exons: 5
Coding region: 288-944 (218 amino acids)
Source: RefSeq, a predicted model, not a curated record
CUCACACACACACACACACACACACACACACACACCCCUUCAUUCCAACACACACGUGGGUGUUUGGUCUGACAUCUGAGAGCCGUGCAGCGGCACCACAGAUCCGCGCAUUACUUGGCUCGUGUUUGUGUCUCUGUGUGUGUGUGUGUGUGUGUUUCAAGUGAAGUGAUAAAACCGCACUCAGGAGCAUAGCAAUUUUCUCAAGAUGACGAUCCAAGAAGUGUGACUUCGGAGAGAAGAUCGGAGAAGAUCUGGGCGAAACAAAUCCAUCUGGUUCGUUGUGAAUUAUGGAUGUGCUCGUGUGGGGGCUCGUGUGGAGCGUGGCGAUCCUGACACACACACCGAGUCUUAAAGGUGCAUCUACCGACUCCUCUCCUACCUUAACCUCCAUUCUUACUGUAAAUCAUGUGAUCAACACAAAACCGAACACAGACUCUACCGCCAUCAUCCAGCCGCCAGAAAGUGUCACAUCAACGAAUGCAACACAAGAUUUCACUGAAUCCCCUAUUCUAUUGAGGAGCACCACCCUUACACCAGGAUCAUCCAAUCCUUUGUCUACAAAUCUCAGUGAAGAACAUCAAAACUCUGCUAUAUCCACCACCUCAGAGAUGACCUUAGCAGUGUCUUUAAUCCCACCUUCUCUUCCAGCUUCUACUCUCAAAGACUUAAUCACCGGAUCUACUUCUUUGGAAAAAGAGAACCAGGCUAGACCAUCAGAACUAGAUGUGGGAGAUGAAGAUUUAGACCGAGUGCCUUCUCCAUCUCCUCUGGAUCCUUUGCUUGCCGGCCUGAUCUCCAUCUUUAUCAUCAGCACCGCUAUGCUCUCCAUCAUGCUCUUCCUCAAAUUUCGCCAACAAAGUAGCCAUCCUGAAUUCCACAGGCUGCAAGACGUUCCCAUGGAUGAUCUCUUGGAGGAUACGCCUUUGUCAAGACAUUCAUACUAAUGAAACUCCUCGGGGUUCCGCAGACCAAAUCGGGGAAACUGCUUAUGGAGAAAUAUCAUGGGAACCAAACCAUCUAGAGUUGUGUGGGAUGAAGAUUGUUGGGGUUUUAUUUUAAACAAGGUCUCUGGCUGUACCCCAGGCCUCCUCUCGUCACCUCAACUCACUUUCCUUACACCCUUGUGGAUGAAUGAAAUCUUAAAAUCUCUACGCUUAAUUCUAGUGGAACUUCUGCCCAGAAGAGUGGAGGUUAUUGUAACAACAAGUGGGGAUUAAUGUGGAUUUGGAUGUUCAAGAGGCACAAUCACAUCUUGUCCAUAUAAUGCAGGUCAUUUUAGAUUUUAAACAAGGUAGGAAUCUUAGACAAUAAUCAUAACGCCUCAAUAGUGAAGCCUUCGAUGUGCAAAAGUGAAAAGUUGUGAAAGUUUUUUUUUAAGUAAUAUUAAAUUGAAUAUCAAAUGUAGACGUCCCAGUAUGAAUAAUGAAACUGUUAACGUAAUGUGAAAGUUUUUCUGUGCCAAAUAUAUUUUGUAUUGUAUUGUAUUGUAUUUAUCAUUGGCGAAUGCGUGCAAAAAACAAGGUUAUGGUGGGGUUCAUAUUUUUGUCCCUAUAUAUAAUAGCAGUUGUGUACUUCUGUUUGUUACUUGUAAAUAA